Messenger RNA from Equus quagga, 2900 nucleotides. It is a transcript of the gene ZNF775, whose product is annotated as zinc finger protein 775. Lineage: Eukaryota; Metazoa; Chordata; Mammalia; Perissodactyla; Equidae. Bases 224 to 1864 code for a protein of 546 amino acids. The record is from RefSeq and is a predicted model, not a curated record. The transcript has 3 exons.
CAGUCCUGGAAGGAGAUGUCUCAGGGACUGGCCUGGGGUCCAAACUGGGGACCUCCAGGAGGUGGGCAGGCAUGCUGGGAUAAGGCAGCUAGCUGUCCUUGGACUUGGUCCCAAGGGAGUGCUGGCGGAAGCAACUGAAGUCACCAACCCUGCUGUUCCUACCAGGGCAACCCUGAGACGGCAGGGCAGGGAGCCGCCACACUGAUGCUGAGGGCCUCUGGGGAUGGAGAGUGGCCUGGCUGGCGCCAGCACAGGAGAUGGGCUGCUGAUGAAGAUCAAGCAAGAGAAGCCAGAGUGGCUGCUGCAGACAACCGUGCCGCAGGCCGCGCUUUCCGAGAAGGAUAAGGAAAACAUUUUCCAGCAGCAUCGGGGCCUCCCGCCAUGCCAGACCAUGGGGAAGCCUCGAGCCUUGGGGGAACAGGAGGAGACUGGGGGUCCAAGGUGGACCCCGCCCACUGAGCAGGACCGAAGGCUGGCCGACCGGGCUCCCGGGGCAGCCCCUGGCCCCCUGAGUCCUGCUCUUUCUGCCGUCGAGGGUCACUUUGUGUGCUUGGACUGCGGGAAGAGGUUCAGCUGGUGGUCGUCCCUGAAGAUCCACCAGCGCACCCACACCGGGGAGAAGCCCUACCUGUGCGCCAAGUGCGGCAAGAGCUUCAGCCAGAAGCCCAACCUGGCGCGCCACCAGCGGCACCACACGGGCGAGCGGCCCUUCUGCUGCCCCGACUGCGCCAGGCGCUUCAGCCAGAAGCAGCACCUGCUCAAGCACCAGAAGACUCACUCUCGGCCCGCCACGCUUUCGUGCCCCGAGUGCGAGCGCUGCUUCCGCCACCAGGUCGGCCUCCGCAUCCACCAGCGUGCGCACGCCCGGGACCGCCAGAGCGCCCGCGCUGGGCUGCACGAGCUGCUGCGGGACGCUGCAGCCCGCAGGGGCUGUCGCCUGCGGCCGGGGCCGCCGCGGGCGCGCCCCGAGUGGGCUUGGCUGGGGCUCUGCCAGGGCUGGUGGCGCCAGCCGGAGGCCCGGACCGCAGUCCCCACCGCGGCGGGGCCGGGCGAGCAGCGCCAGUUCAUCUGCAACGAGUGCGGCAAGAGCUUCACGUGGUGGUCGUCACUGAACAUCCACCAGCGCAUCCACACGGGCGAGCGGCCCUACCCGUGCCCCGAGUGCGGCCGCCGCUUCAGCCAAAAGCCCAACCUCACGCGGCACCUGCGCAACCACACGGGCGAGCGCCCGCACCCCUGCCAGCUCUGCGGCCGCAGCUUCCGCCAGAAGCAGCACCUGCUCAAGCACCAGCGCACGCACCUGCCCGGCGCCCAGGCGGCGCGCUGCCCCAGCUGCGGCCAGAGCUGCCCGAGCCCCGCGGCGCUGCGGGCCCACCAGCGCGCGCACGCCGCCGCCGAGGCCCAGCUGCUGUGCCCCGGGCCCGCCGGCCUGGGCGCCGCCCCGCGCUCCGAGACGCCGGUCGAGGCGCCCCCGGGCCUCUCGGCGCAGCCGCGCAGCCCUCAGCCAGCACUGGGGCCCGGGGGCGCGCUGUGGGGCCGGGCGCAGGCGGGCCUGGCCGGGCCGGGCGAGCAGCGCCAGUUCAUCUGCAACGAGUGCGGCAAGAGCUUCUCGUGGUGGUCGGCACUCACCAUCCACCGGCGCAUCCACACGGGCGAGCGGCCCUACCCGUGCCCCGAGUGCGGCCGCCGCUUCAGCCAGAAGCCCAACCUCACGCGGCACCGGCGCAACCACACGGGCGAGCGGCCCUACCUGUGCGCCGCCUGCGGCCGCGGCUUCAGCCAGAAGCAGCACCUGCUCAAACACCAGCGCGUCCACCGGGGGGCCCUGGCUCCCACCCCAGGCGCCAAGAACGAGGGGCUUUAGCGCCCCUGGACUCCCGCAGACCCGGGGGGAGGGGCUGUUUGCGGAGGUGCGGGUGGGGCAUGGGGAAUGGUCAGGAAUGGUGGCUUUUAGGACCCCAGGGCGUAAGACCCUAUCAAAAGGUGGUUCCCUCAAGGCUCUGAAGACCUGAGAACAGAAUUCCAGAAGCAUCCUAAAGAGGGACGGGGAAAGGUCCGGGAUGGGCUGAUCAAACGUUACUUGCCCUGGAGCGACGGUCUGUAUCCUUCCUGAGAGGUGGGACCCCAGCCCUCAGGCACCGAGUGAGGGGGCUGUGCGGCUCAGGGAGAGGCUCCUUGGUGUGAAAUGGCCUAGGACUGGACUGGUCAGCUGUAGCACCAGCCUGUCACCCUCGGGCUGCAGGAUGGCCAGGGGCUGGCCCAGUUGGAGAGUUUCAGGAGACUCAGUGAUACCACGGAUGGAAGCCAGAAGCUACGGCUCAGGAGGGGCAAGCAUAUCCGCAGAGCCAAGGGCAGGCCUGGCACUUGGUGGCCAUUCCGUACGUGUUUGGGGGAAGAGUGAGUGGUUCAAAUGGUCCUUCUAAACCCCCAGUGCACCGCAGCCCAGGGUGCUGUCAUGGCUGGCCUGACCCUAGGACUGGUAUGUGUGUGCUGGUCAGGGCGGGGGCAUGGGGUGGGCUCAGCUGAGGUUUGGCGGCUUGGGGAGGACUGCAGCAGGGGACUCAGAUGUGCUGCUCCUGCUGGUGGGCGGGCAUGCCGUGUGGCUGGCCGUCAGACCUGGAUCCCCAUCAAUGCUGGUGUUGCAGAAGAGGAAAAUGAAGGACUGACUAUCUCACGUGGGCUCAUUGUCCUUUCUAAGCUUCCCUUACUGAGCUCGGGUCUGUGUGUGCUCUGAGGGGUCCGUCUGCCCCAGGACCAGGACAGGGAGCUUUGGCCAUGAGCAUAGCAACUGCCCAGGCACAGUUCUUGCUGGCGGUGGAGGGCAGUAUUCUCUUCUCUCUCCAAGACAACUUGAUCUCUUCCCCCCACAGCCCUCGCGACCCCCAGCCCCCCAGAGGUCA